CCAUGUUGGAUUGGAUCUGGAUGUCGCCAUCGUAGCGUAGUAGACGUAGACGUAAUCCUGUAUUGACUUUCGGAUUUCGCUCUUAUGAUUAUUGAAGUCAUUAGUCACUUUGACGGCUUUUAUGAAUAUUUAAUUUUAAAAGCAUUGGUUGAUGUUGAGUUUGUUAUAAAUUAAAUUUUGGAUCCUCCACAGACCAUAUUAUCUUCUAGAUUUUCAUUUUUGACAGUUGUCGAGUAUGUCGAGACGACGUACGCCAUCGCAGCUGAUGCCACCGCUGCCCCCGCGCAUACGGUCGCAGACUCCACCGCCGCCCAAGUUGCGGCCCAGUGCCAGUGCCAUGGGGCAGCGAUCGCCGCCACGCAGAGCACGCAGUCCUCAACCGAUGCGAGCAAAAAGACCACUCAGAAACAAUACACCUCCUCAUCGAAGUCGUUCUCCGAUGGAGAGAAGGCCAUCAAAAGGUGGAACCUCUGUUCGUGAGUUUGUUGCACCACCACCCAGUGAGAGGGAACCGCCACAUUCAUCGCCCAGGCCCAGAGGGAAACGUGACUUUAGAAGUGCGGGAAUUUCUGAAACUGUAACAUCACGUUCACGGUGAGUUAGAGCUAUAGUAAGGUCUACGUUAUAAUGUAAGUAUUUGAUUAACACUAUCCUUUUAUAGCAUUGCAACGUUGCCAGAUAAUGUUUAACACUUUCGAAAUAUAAUUUAAAAAAUAUCAAAUCUCAAUUAUGAAAAA
Messenger RNA from Nilaparvata lugens (brown planthopper), 737 nucleotides. RefSeq names its product serine/arginine repetitive matrix protein 1-like. The transcript is spliced from 3 exons. The record is from RefSeq and is a predicted model, not a curated record. The coding region runs from base 236 to 598 and encodes 120 amino acids. Lineage: Eukaryota; Metazoa; Arthropoda; Insecta; Hemiptera; Delphacidae.